Molecule: messenger RNA, 410 nt
Organism: Phytophthora sojae
Lineage: Eukaryota; Oomycota; Peronosporomycetes; Peronosporales; Peronosporaceae
Exons: 1
Biological process (GO): amino acid transmembrane transport
Cellular component (GO): vacuolar membrane
Molecular function (GO): amino acid transmembrane transporter activity
Source: RefSeq, a predicted model, not a curated record
AUGUCACGCAAAGGCUUCUUCACCGCAGAAGACGCGAAGGCGGCUUUCAACCUCUUCUGCUGCGUCUACGGCAUUGGAACGCUUGGUAUGCCCGGUAACUUCUCGCGUGCCGGCCCCUUCAUCGCGAUCAUCGCCAUGGCCUUCAUGGCCUUCGCCAACGUCUAUGGCGCGGUCGCCAUUUGCCGUGUCAUGCUGCUCGCCCCCACGUCCGUCAAGACCUACGGUGAUCUUGGAGAGUGGGCAAUGGGCAAACCCGGCCGCUAUCUGUCGGUGGUCUCGCAGAUGGCCAACUGCCUGCUCGUGCCCUGCGUCUUCCUGGUGCUGGGCGGUACCUUGCUGGAUGGCCUCUUCCCGGGUGCUUUCAGCGCGACGACGUGGAUCAUCCUCAUGGCGCUCACGUGCCUACCCGU